Molecule: messenger RNA, 1917 nt
Organism: Arctia plantaginis
Lineage: Eukaryota; Metazoa; Arthropoda; Insecta; Lepidoptera; Erebidae
Source: the annotation of a GenBank genome assembly
AUGAUCACACGAAGAUGGUUUCACCCAGCACUAUCAGGAGUGGAAGCGGAAAGAAUACUCAUGGAAAAAGGUCACGACGGCUGCUUCUUAGCACGGCCAAGCAUGAGUAAAAGAGGGGACUUUACUCUUUCCGUGCGUCGAGGUACUGAUAUAACUCACAUCAAAAUACAGAAUAAUGGCGAGUUCCUCGACCUCUAUGGCGGUGAAAAGUUUGCCACGUUGUCUGAACUCGUUCAGCACUACAUGGACAAUCAGUGUCAACUCCGGGAAAAGAAUGGUAACAUUAUCAAGUUGAAAACUCCACUUAACUGUGCCGACCCUACGACCGAGCGCUGGUACCAUGGACAACUUACUGCCAAGGAAGCCGAGAGGAUCAUGUUAGAAAACGGGAAAAACGGUUCAUUCCUUGUUCGAGAGUCACAGCGGCAGCCUGGCGAUUAUGUGCUAUCGGUGCGGACGCGUGAUAGGGUAACACAUGUUAUCCUCCGUAAGCAGGACGAUAAGUACGACGUCGGUGGUGGCCAGCAGUUCAACGAUUUGGUUAGUCUCAUAGAUCAUUAUCGUAACUUUCCCAUGGUUGAGACCACAGGCGAGGUUUUACGGUUAAUACAGCCAUUCAAUGCCACACGUAUCCAAGUUAGACAUUUCCACACUCGGGUAAAACAACUUCAAAAAGAAAACGAAGGACCUAUUGAGAGUAUGGCGUAUAAAGCAGGAUUUUGGGAAGAAUUUGAAACAUUACAAAUGAUGGAAAACUUACAAUUAUUUGAUAGAAUGGAGGGAUCUAAACCCGAGAACAUAAGAAAAAAUAGAUACAAGAAUAUAAUUCCGUUUGAUCGAACUCGAGUAAUCUUGAGGGACAUACCUCCAGACGCCCCACCCGGUUCUGACUACAUAAACGCUAAUUAUAUUCGCUGCGACUGUUACGAUCUGAGCCCCGAUCACGACACUGAUAGUGGUAAUUUUGAAAACGGAUCUUUAAGUAGGGACGGCACGCCUUCUAAAAAUAAAGAAAAGUCUUCUCCACAACACACCCUCGUAGUCACGGAAGAAGACGAAAAUUCAGGUGCAAAUAAUAAAGGACAAGUUUACGGAUCAAAUUCGCCACCAGCCUUUGAACCGAGCGUACUCAUUCGCAGCAAUCCGAAUUACGUAAACACAACUAUACCAAAAUCUGCAGAAGAAACUGAAAAUGGUGUUGUAGAUCACGUUUAUAACAAAAUUUACAUCGCCACUCAAGGUUGCUUGUCCUCCACAAUUUAUCCCUUCUGGUCUAUGAUAUGGCAAGAGGACGUUCGCAUCAUUAUAAUGACCACAAAGGAGAUCGAACGCGGCAAAGUGAAAUGCGAGCGAUACUGGCCCGAACUCCAUAAAACUGAAGUUUUUAAAAAGUACACUAUUUACAACGAAUUCGAAUCAUCUACUCCAGAUUACACAUUACGACGCUUUGUAGUUACGAAAAAGGAUGAAGCAGCUAAAAGAACCAUUUAUCAUUUUCAUUUUACGGCGUGGCCCGAUCAUGGGGUCCCGUCGGAACCGGGGAGAGUUUUGAAUAUAUUAUUAGAUGUAAACUAUAGGUUACAACAAAUUAUGACCGGGCCUGAUCCUCCCGUGCAAGUUGUAGUGUGCGUACAUUGUUCCGCGGGUAUCGGUAGGACGGGCACUUUUAUAGUAAUCGACAUGAUCCUAGAUCAAAUAAGAAAAGAAGGUUUCGACUGUGAAAUCGAUAUACAUCGUACUGUUCAAAUGGUCCGAGACCAACGGUCUGGUAUGGUACAAAACGAAGCGCAAUAUAAGUUUAUUUACAUGGCGGCUUUAGAAUUUAUUGAAACGGAAAAGCAGAGAGGUCUAAGUCGGCAAGUAGAGUCGAAGAAAGACUCGCCACGCGUUCGAACACAUCCGGUUCCUUUUUUAUGA